Messenger RNA from Nothobranchius furzeri (turquoise killifish), 4353 nucleotides. RefSeq names its product growth hormone releasing hormone receptor b (gene ghrhrb). Gene Ontology annotation, biological process: adenylate cyclase-modulating G protein-coupled receptor signaling pathway; cell surface receptor signaling pathway. Gene Ontology annotation, cellular component: plasma membrane. Gene Ontology annotation, molecular function: G protein-coupled peptide receptor activity; vasoactive intestinal polypeptide receptor activity; peptide hormone binding. The record is from RefSeq and is a predicted model, not a curated record. NCBI's taxonomy places the organism in Eukaryota, Metazoa, Chordata, Actinopteri, Cyprinodontiformes, Nothobranchiidae.
CCCCUUUGAUACGUGACAACCCCACAGUGGGAUCUGCCCUAAAACUACCCAUAUAGUUGCUCUGUUAGUGUCAGUCCAUGUGGGGAAUUCAGGGGUCUACCCAGUUCAGUUCCUCUAGGUGAGUUCUGAGGGCACCCCACAGUGGGAAUAGCUAACCACAGUGGCCCUUUGUUGUCAGCCCAUGUAGGGAAUCCAACAGUCUGCCAAGUGCCUCAUGGGGAUUUCUACGGGCACUCCAUAGUAUCAUGUGCCCAAAGACCACCCACAAUUGCCCUGUGUCAGCCCAAAUGAACAAUCCAACAGUUUUCGCAGAAGAAUUUCUCAACGUGACUUCUAUGUGCCCAAAGACUACCCACAGAUUGAGUGAUUUUUGGGUUAAAUUGGGCAGAACGCUGGAUUUCCCACAUGGACUGACACCAACAAGGCCACUGUGGGGUGGCCAUAGAAAUAAGCACAGUUAACACAUAAGUGCAAACAUCCACUGGGCUGGCGCAGGGCCUCCCACAAGGGCUCAGAAUAGAUGGAUUUAGGCAGAUAUAUGUCGGUGGGUGGCUCUGAACUAAAUCCCAAAGGGGCCCACGUGGGAAAAGACAUAUAAACCCCAUUUAAACUUAAGAUCCUCGUGUGCUAACUCUGGGGUGAGUGUAGAUUUUCCCUGCCUAUUCACCCCAGACACAGCCCACUAAAGCCCAUGGUGGGGCCAGAGGAGCACGGUUGCGGGGUGUCUUUGGACUCUCCAAAUGAUGGUGCCCACAUGUGCCCUACAUAGGUCUGACUGUGGGCAACCCUUCGUGGGUCACACUUUUGCCCAGAGAGAUCCCACAUGGGGGCCCUAAUGGGCAUGUUUGCAUCCCUCUCCAACAUCAACUCCAUCCCGUUCCAAGCUGCAAUGUUGACAGAGGAGUCAUGUGCGCGGAAGGUUGCGGGUUCAAGCUCCGUCUGUUGCUGUCGUUGUGCCUUUGGUCAAGACUCCUUACCUGCUGGUUGUGGUCAGCGGGACUGGUAGCAUCUGCUCAUGGCAGCCCCGCCUCUGUUGGUAUGUUCCACGGCAGCUGUGGCUACAAUGUGUGUGUGUGUGUCUGGGUGAAUGACUGUUUGUGUUGUAAAGCACCUUGGGGGGUUGUCUGUUACACCACAUCCUAAAGGUUCUGGGCUGAGAUCUGGUGUCCGUGGAGGUCGUAUGAGUCCAGUAAACCCACAGUCAUAUUCUAGAAACCAGUUAGAGACAUGGUGCAUUGUCCUGUUGGACAUAGCGUCAGAAGAUGGCCCAUGUGGUUUUAAAGGGAUGGACAUGGUCAGACAACACUCAGGUGGGGUUUAGGUGGUACUGAGUCCACAGUGGGACAGGAACCACCAUCAUCACAUUACCACCAUGCUGAGGCGUUGAUACAAGGCGGGAUGACCCAGCUGAGUCCAAACUGAUCAGACCAAGAAAGGUUUUCCAAUCUCCUCUGGUCCAGUUCUGGUGAUCCUAGGUGAAUUGUAGCCUCAGGUUCCUGUUCUUAGCUGCAGGAGAGACACCUGGUGCGAUCUUCUGCUGCUGGAGUCCAUCUGGAGCAGCCGCUGGUUCUGCAAACCUUUGGAACCAGAGGGGAUCUGUUGAUAUGUUUUAUUAUUCUUGUGGGACGCCUCAUGAUUUUUUUCAAGCAGCUGAACUGGCGUUCCUAAUAAAUACAGAACUUUAAUAAUAAACAACAGAUGAAUCCAAUUUAAAGCAAAUUGUUUGAAAUUAUAAACUCCAGAUGAAACACGUGCGUUGUCUCUCCUCCUCCUUCCUGUUGAGGGAGGAGCGCACCUCCUCCGGCUCAGUCGAGCGGCGGCUCUCCUCCGCGCGUCAUGCGCACAUCCUCACGCACCGGACACCGGAGACUCCCGACACACACACCGACACCGAGCGGCUCACUUGACGGAUUGUUGUAAUUGACCAGCAGAAGAGUUUUUCUAAUUUAAAGUUAAACUGAGAACUCUCUUCAUUUAUUCACUUUCUUAACUGUCAACGACAAUGACUCUGCACCGGAGGACGGGUUCCGGAGGCUGGAGGUUCGGUAGGACGCACCUGGUUCUGAUCCUGCAACUGACGAUUUGGGAAACGACGGAGUCCAUGCACCCAGACUGCGCUCUGGUGGUGCAGCACAUGGAGGCUCAGGAACAAUGCAGCCAGGUUCUCCAACAGGAGGAACACAACCACACCUCCAAAGCAGGUUGUCCAACACACUGGGACAACAUUGGCUGCUGGUACCGGGCCGAGGUGGGGCAGGUGGUCACCGUCUCGUGUGCCAACGUGUCCCAGCUGUUUGCUAACACUCAAGGAUUCGUUCACAUGAACUGCACUACAGAAGGAUGGUCCGACGUCUUCCCGCCCUAUGACGAUGCCUGUGGGUUUGCAGACGACGAUGAAGAAGAAACAGAGACGACGUAUUUCUCCAACUUUAAACAGGUGUACACGGCUGGGUACGCCACCUCACUCGUCUCGCUCAUAUCGGCUGUUUUUGUCUUCACCGUUUUCAGGAAGUUUCGCUGCACCAGGAACUACAUCCACAUCAACCUGUUCUUCUCCUUCAUCCUGAGAGCGAGCGCCGUCUUCAUCAAAGAUGUGGUUCUGUUCUCGGAUGAAAACCUGGACCACUGCUUCAUGUCUACGCCAGCCUGCAAGUCCGCCGUGGCCUUUUUCCAGUUCAGCAUCCUGGCCAACUACUUCUGGUUGCUGGUAGAAGGGAUGUACCUGCAGACGCUGCUCGCCCUCACCUUCGUCUUCCAGAAGAAGUACUUCUGGUGGUACAUUCUGAUUGGCUGGGGUCUCCCCACCAUCAUCAUCUCCACCUGGAUUCUCACACGAAACUUCUACGAUAACAGAGGGUGCUGGGAUGACACAGACGUGGCCUUCAUCUGGUGGAUCAUUAAAGCUCCAAUAACCGCAUCCCUGUUGGUUAACUUCAUCAUCUUCAUCAACGUGAUCCGUAUCCUGGUGCAGAAGCUGAGGUCUCCGGGAGUCGGCGGCAACGACACGAGUCACUUCAAUAGGAGACUGGCUAAGUCCACGCUGCUGCUCAUCCCUCUGUUCGGGAUGCACUACAUGGUGUUCGCCUUCCUACCUGAGAACACCGGAGCAGAAGCUCGGAUCUUCAUCGAGCUGGGUCUGGGAUCCUUCCAGGGCUUCGUCGUGGCUCUGCUCUACUGUUUCCUGAAUGGAGAGGUCCAGGCGGAGCUGAAGAAGCGGUUUUGGAAGUGGCAGACUCAGAGCUACCUGAGCCUCAGCAAACGACGCAGAACGCCGUUCACCGAAAGCAGCACGGUGACUCAGAUAUCCGUCCUGGAUAAAUCCAGCCCCAAAGACCAGCAGAGCUCUGAGACCCGCGCCCUCACAGCCAACAACGUGUCCACGGUGUGAAGAUCCGAAACCAAACCUCAGAGCCUCUGAGCCACAGGUACCAGUGAGCUCCGACCAGUCGACAGGCAGAGAUGAGAGUCUCUCUGGGCGACGGCUCCACACCAAACUCACCGAUCAUCCCUUAAAUAAUGAAAACGGGUUCUUCGUGCAGGUUUGUUCUGAUUGUUGUGGGUUUUUGUUUUUCCACAAACAAGAAGGAUUAAAGAGCUGUGAUGUUAAUUAUAACUAAAGUUAAGAAGAUUAUAUAAAAUAAGGAUUUUUUUUAUAUAUAUAGAAUUAUUUCCUCCCAAAUUUCCAUAUUUCACUCAAAAUCCAUCAAAUGAGUCAGCAGGUGUGAUUUCUAGACCUGCGGACGAAUUAAACAGUUUUCUGCUCUUUUCUCUGAUUUCUGAAGCUCUGUGAGGAGCUUUUGGUUUUCUCGGACUCUGAUGUUGUUAUUUGCUGAUUCUGGUGUUUAUGUGCCGUCGGCGGCUUGGCCUGCAACAUGUUGCACAGUGCAUUAGCGCACAUCUGGAGCACUAGACUGUAAAAGCUUUUUAAUUAGUCCGGUUAAUGUUUUGUUGCGUUCGUGUGAGUGCUGGUAGUUAAAAGCUAGAUGUUUGUUUUCUAAAACCACCACAGUAGAUUUAUUAGAUUGGAUGUCUAACAUCUUAUUUUUGUGUUUAAAGAGUAUUUUUCCUGUAAAAUACACAAAAUGUUCUAUAAAACUACUGAAUCUGGAGACAUUUUACUACUCAUAAAUUAUAAGACUGGAUAUUUAUGAAUUUGAUACUAAAAUUGUGUGUUUUUUAGACAGUUUAGGCACAGACUCUACUGUCCAUCCACACCAUGCACAUAUGUACAGUCUGGUUGCCUGGUUAGUAACCAGUUUGUGACCAUUCCAGUGCCUUCAUGUGUGUGUCUGUGCAGCUGAACUGCACUUCCUGUAUUUAAAUGUGCAAAAGUAAAAAUUCUGUUUGUGAUUC